AGCGACAGAGUUCUUUCGGCGGCAGCGAGGACCGCUCACUACGGGGUGAGAUACCUCGAAGAGCGGUGUGCGUGAGGGCUGCGUGGCUGCGUGCGGGCGUGUGGCAACUUCGAUGCCCGGCGGCUGUGGGGACGGCAGCGUCUGACCGCACGAGGUGCCUGUGAAUACCUUUUUACCCGGUGCUUUCCGCACGGUCUAAGUGACCCGCCACGCUUCUAUCGGCGACCCUUUUUUUUCACGUGCGUUUCUACAGAGGCGUUGCACCGGGCCCGCCGCCAGCUAUCAUCAUCGCCGGGUCGUCCCAACAUUCGUGCGUCGUCUGCAUCGGUUGGGGGGGGGGUUACAAUCAGCUGUGUGCCUGUGCUAAGCCCUGAGGAACAAGGCGACCAUGCGGUUUGUCGCCGGUGUGAGCGUGAACGCGGUGCUUCUGUUCAGGUGCCGUGCACUGGCAGCCUGAAACGCGGUUGCCGUGGAUUUCCCAGCGGCAAUUGUGGCGGCGGCAAAAUGCUGUCGCGGCCGGUUGGCAUGUCGCUGACCGCACUGCUUUUCGUCUGCUUUCUGGCCUUCUGCUGCUGGCCCGGUCCGGCUGCUCUUGCCGAGCGACGUCUGCUGUCAGGUUCCUCCUUGCCGCGAACGAGGCCAGUGUUCCCAGAGCCCCUGGACUCCUCCCCGUCCAGAACGAGGCGGCAUGACCGUCCCACAGCGGCCAACCACUGGCAACACGCUUCCUCCGCAUUCUUGUUCUCCGCCGCGUCAUCUAGUUCCUCUCAACCUUUCUCAUCGUCAUCAUCAUCGUUACGUCCUCCUCCGUCGAUGACGUCGUCGUCCAACGCGUCGUCUUCGAACCGGCGGCGACGUUCCUCGUGGCCCUCUGCCGGGUCUUCGCAGAGGUCUCGCUCCGAAGGACGUCGGAACCACGAAGACGACGGUCCCGUGCUGUGGCGCGUAGAGCAGGGACUCACGUUACGCCUGUGGAGGGACUCGAGCCACGUGUCGCCAAGGCUUCUCGCGUUGCGGUACCGCGACGCCCCCGGCGGUCAGGACGCGAGAGACCUGGUGCCCCUGCGCGACGGCGACGCCGAGAACGAGGCCGACGGCGCGGACGACGUGAGGAACUGCUUCUACUCGGGCGACGUGGUCGGCGAGCCCGGCUCCAAGGCGGUCGUCUCCCUCUGCCACGGAAUGACUGGCUACAUCUACUCACCUUCGAGGGGCAUGUUCACCAUCGAGCCCGUGAAUGGCGGGGAGGACCAGGACCAGCGCGGUGCGCACGUGCUCAGGCAUCACCGAGGCGGCCAAUCACAGGCCAGUAACAGCACCCAGGACAACAACUCUUCCGCAGCUGAGGACGGGGAGCCUUCGAACUCGUGGAGCAGCAGCCAGCAGCAGCAGGAGCAGCAGGGCAGCGCCAGCCACCGGCGACGGCGGCGGCGGAAGCGCUCCUAUUCGAUCGAGCAGCACGUCGAGGUGCUCGUGGCGGCAGACAGCAAGAUGGCGCGAUACCACGGCAAGAACCUCAAGCACUACAUACUCACACUCAUGGCUGCGGUAGCACACAUUUACAAGGACCCCAGCAUCGGAAACCUGCUCAACAUCGCCGUCGUCAAGCUGCUUAUCAUGGAGGAGGACGAGGACAACGACAUCAUCUCGCCGAGCGCGUCCAACACGCUGAAGAACUUCUGCCGCUGGCAGCAACAGCACAACCACCCGGAGGACAGCCACCCCUACCACCACGACACGGCCAUACUGCUCACCAGAGAAGACUUAUGCAGACUGCCCAAGACAUGCGACACGCUUGGGCUGGCUCAGUCUGGCAUGAUCUGCGACCCGCAUGGGAGCUGCGCCGUUGUCGAGGACAACGGUCUCAGCGCAGCCUUCACCAUCGCCCACGAACUGGGACACGUCCUGAACAUUCCUCACGACGACGACCAGAAGUGUGCCAAGUACCGGCUGGCCAGUCAGCCGCUGCACGUCAUGGCCCGCAUGCUGGACUACAACAGCCACCCGUGGUCCUGGUCAGCCUGUAGUAGGCACUACGUCACCAAUUUCCUCGAUGCAGGCUACGGUCUCUGCCUUCGCGACUCUCCCGGCGAGAACCUGCUGGUGGCGCCCCCCUCCGCGAGCAGCCGUUCCUCACCGAGCAGCAAGCAGGCCGGCGAGCUGUUCAACAUGGACGAGCAGUGCGAGCUAGUGUUCGGCCGGGGCGCCAAGGUGUGCCCGUACAUGCCCGUCUGCAAGCGACUCUGGUGCACCGUGCACGGACACCCGCACGGAGGGUGUCGCACCCAGCACAUGCCGUGGGCCGACGGUACCUCCUGCGGCAAGAACCACUGGUGUCAGCAGGGUCAGUGCGUGGCCCGUCCUGCGGACGCCGAGCGUCGCAAGAAGGUCGACGGCGAGUGGGGUCCCUGGCAGGAGUACGAGCGCUGCUCCAGGACCUGCGGAGGAGGUAUCCAGAGCACGCGGCGAGAGUGCAACAGCCCGAGCCCUGCAUUUGGAGGUCGCUACUGUACCGGCGAAAGAGUCAAGUACCGCUCGUGCAACACACAGCCCUGCCCCCUCGGUUCCAUGGACUUCCGCGAGCAGCAGUGUUCGGCGUUCAACGGCAAGACGUUCAACUUUCCCGACGUCCCCUACAACCCCAAGUGGACGGCACAUCAUUCCGGAAUCUCGCACGUGGACUCGUGCAAGCUGUACUGCCGGGUGGUGGGCCAGUCCGCCUACUAUUUGCUCAAGGAGAAGGUAAUAGACGGCACCGCUUGCAACCCGGAGUCCUUCGACGUAUGCAUCAAUGGAGUCUGCAAGCCUGCCGGUUGUGACCACCAGCUGAACUCGACGGCGACGACCGACAUGUGCGGCGUGUGCGGUGGUGACAACGCCACCUGCCGGACCAUCAAGGGACACUUCAACCUCGCAAAGUUCGGCUACAACUUCGUGACAGUAAUUCCUGCUGGGGCCAGCUACGUAGAGAUUAACCAAUUUGGAUUCGAAAAGGACGACAACUACCUCGCGUUGAAGAGUGCCGAGGACGAAUUCCUGCUGAACGGCAACUACACGGUGAGCAUGUUCCGCAAGACGCUUCGCUACGGCGGCACUGUCAUCGAGUACAGCGGUUCCAACGCCUCCGUCGAACGCAUCAACGCCACCAAGCCGCUCGGCAAGGAACUGCACCUCAUGGUUCUCACCGUCGGCAAAGUGGAGUCUCCUGACAUCCGGUUCCAGUACACCAUGUCGAUUAGAGACGAACGCCGCUACUACUGGGAACUGAGCCCGCACUGGAGUGAGUGCAGCUCCCACUGCCAAGGUCACCGCCACCGUCGCGCCGAGUGCAAGCGUCGGCCUGACUCCAGCGUCGUGGACGACAUCCACUGCGAGCCGAGCACCAAGCCGCAAACCCUGGCCGAGGCCUGCAACCUGCACUGCACGCUAUGGUGGCGUGUUGGCGAGCCCUCCGAGUGCUCCGCGCGGUGCGGCAACGGGGUUCGAACCCGCAACGUGCAGUGCGUGCAGCGCUCCGACGGCGGACAGGAGUCCGUGGUGCCCGACAGCCGAUGCGAGGCGCGGGAGCCCAAGCCACUGGAGGUGGAAAAGUGCGGCGAGCCAUGCCGGAACUUCCGCUGGGACUACGGCGACUGGCAGACCUGCAGCAAGACGUGCGGCGGUGGCGAGCAGGCUCGCUCGGCUGUGUGCGUCAACGAGAACCAGGAGCGGCACCCGGACUCUCAGUGCGACCUCUCGUCUCGUCUCGUGAAGCGACCGUGCAACAAGGGUGACUGCCCGCGCUGGGAGCUGGGGCACUGGACAGAGUGUUCUGUGACGUGCGGCUCUGGCCACCGGAAGCGCCCUCUGUGGUGUCACGACGGAGACCGCGUAGUGGCGUCGAGCUUCUGCCACCCGUCGCCGCGACCGCAGGACACGGAGCCGUGCGAGAUGCCGCCCUGCGAGGCGCCCGCCAGAUGGCACCUCGGCGAGCAGGGACCCUGCUCCGUAACGUGCGGUGGGGGUGUGACCUACCGGAACGUGACGUGCCGGUCGGCCAGCGGUGCGAUCGUCGACGAGGUCCACUGCCACGGAUCUCCGAGGCCGCAUGAGGCCUCCGAGUGCAACCGAGUCUCCUGCCCGCUGCCGUGGAACUCCUCCCCCACCGCGGCGGACAGGACCGGCAGCGUGACGUCAGCCGCGUCCGAGCACCCGUCCACGGGCCCGCGGUCCAAUUUCGCGGCCUGGAAGUCGGCGCCAUGGUCUCAGUGCUCGGCGACGUGCGGCAGCGGAGUGCGCAAGCGUCAGGUGAGCUGCAUCAACGAGGUGACGGGCGCCGUGCUGCCGGACGAGGAAUGCGUCUACGAGAUCCGUCCGAGCGGCGCGGAGGCCUGCGACGCCGGCACCUGCGGCAAGUGGCAGCACGGAGACUGGUCAGCGUGCUCGUCCAAGUGCGGCCCGGGUGUGUCCAGCCGGCGCGUGCAGUGCUUCGUGCGCGAUAACCUGCGCGAGGUUCUGCCCGACAGCCAGUGCGACGAGGCGAUAAGGCCCAAGCAGGAGCAGCCGUGCGUGGGACCAUGCCUGGGCAGCGGCGGUGUUCCUCCCGUGGACAACGGCAACCACCCGUCAGGGAACCACGUCGAGGGUCCCUACCGCUGGCGGUUCGGACAGUGGGGCACGUGUUCCAAGAGCUGCGGCGGCGGCACCCAGCGCCGCCAAGUGGUCUGCGUGGACAACCUGGAGAGCAAGAGCAACGCGUGCAACGAGCUGCUGCGGCCUCCCGAGACGCAGCACUGCAACACCGAGGAAUGUCCCUCGUGGUCAGUCAGCGAGUGGACACCGUGCGAUCAAGAGUGCGGCGGUGGUCAGCAGACGCGCCGCGUCGUGUGCCAGGGCAUCAUCGGCUUCGUGGACGCGCACUGCCCGCAGCCCAAGCCGGAGAUCAAGCGUGCCUGCAACAUGCACUCUUGCGCCGCGCCCACGGCGAGCUACCGGUGGCGGCCCGGACCAUGGUCCUCGUGUUCGGUGACGUGUGGCAGCGGCGUGAUGAAGCGUAGCGUGGAGUGUGUCGACAGCGCCCUCCAGGCGGCGCCCUACGCCAACUGCGAGGGUGAUCCACCCGAACACAUCAAGGACUGCACCAUGCGGGAGUGUCCCCGGUGGCAGCUAUCUCCGUGGUCACAGUGUUCAGCGCCGUGCGGCAACGGGACCCAGAAGCGGGUGGCGCGUUGUAUGCGACGCGGCGUGGAGGUGAGCCACUUGGAGUGCCACGGCAGGCGGCCAGAGACCCAGGUUCGCACCUGCAACCUGCGUACCUGCCACUACCGCUGGAAGAAAAAGCGGUGGAGCCCCUGCACCGUGACGUGCGGUGGUGGUCGGCAGACUCGCUUCGUGGAGUGCGUGGAUCGGAAUGGGAGGCAUGCUGCCGACCGUUACUGUGCUUCCCAGCGGCGACCGAAGGUUGUACGCAACUGUGCCGCCGAGCCAUGCCCCUUUGUGUGGAGGACGUCCGACUGGUCGGAGUGCAGUCGCACUUGCGGCGAAGGCUUCCAGAAGCGCUCGGUCACCUGCCACAAGGUGAACGCGUACGGCUGGGUGGACCCGACUCCGCUCACCCCCGGCGCGGCGGAGCGCCUCAGUCUGCUGGAGGCCGAAUCGUCGCCCUUCUACCACGGCACCCAGGAGCGUCGAGGGCCGAACUACUGCUCGGACCAGGAGAAGCCGCCACACUCGCGGACCUGCAUGGUCGGACAUUGUGGCGAGGGAGUCUUCUGGAGACCCGGGCCGUGGACACCGUGCUCGACUAAUUGUGGGCAAGGCAAACAGAAGCGACGCCUCCGCUGCUACGACCAGCGAAACAAGCGAGUCAACAACAGCCACUGCAGCAGCGCACUCAAGAACAGGAUCAAGAGGAAGAGGCGAUGCUUCUUGCGACCAUGCACCGCGGUGAGCUGCGCCGAGGUACAGAGGCGCGGAGGUGUGCGCGUGGACGGUGAGCAGAAGCUGUACGUGCGCGGGCGCCUGGUGAGCGUGUACUGCGCGCGCAUGAACACAUCGGCGCCGCAGGAGUAUCUGUCGCUCGCAAGCGGGGAGAGCAACAACUACUCCGAGGUCUACGGCAAGAGGUUACGGAACCCGGACGAGUGUCCGUUCGGUGGCGCGCGUGUGGACAAAUGUGACUGCAUCGAUGACUACAAGGCUUCCCUCACCACUUUUUCAAAGGUCUCAUUCAACAUCACCACCUUGAGUGUGGACAGACACGACUUCACCUACAGCCGAACGCUGCACGGUGCCCCGGCAGCCGUCGGUGGUGCAGGCGACUGCUACAGUCGGGCCCAGUGUGCGCAGGGCCGCUUCUCGCUGUCGCUGGCUGGCACCGACUUCACCGUGUCGCCACUCACCGAGUGGGUUACGCAGGGAAGCCACACCUACCACAGCAUACGACGUCUGCAGGAGGGCCAGAUCAUUCAAGGCAGGUGUGGUGGAUACUGUGGUCAAUGCCUCCCAGACCCCACGGUGGGACUGCUGCUUGACGUCCGUCCCCCUUGACUGAGUUGGAGGAGUUAGAUCUGCCGAUCCUUUCGAGUGACUCGAGACAACUACACCACAAUGGAAGAGUCGUGGCGGAUGGCUUUUUUUUCGUCAAGGGAAAGAAACUCUGUGUGAACGCAGUGUUCGACGCUGAGUGCAGUAUUUUCUGGCAAAGUCUUCUCAACAGAGAUGUGGACUGAAGAGGGAAGGCUCUGCCAGACCUGGAAACCAAACCCCUCCCCCAAUCCCUCUCUUCCUUCGCCCCACUCAGUCUCGUGUUCAUCACCGCUUCUCCCCGAGAGCUCCACAAUUACACUUCGGUCGCCUUUUCACCCACCGUGCUACUUUGCUUGGAUUCAUCUGGCUGUGUGUCACCGUGCUGAGGGCUCACGUUUCAACUUAGAAGCGCAAUUGAAGCGAGUCCGACGAGAUGUGCCAUCGACCGGUGUUUUCCCGCAGCAGUGGACGACCAAGUGUGCAGCAAGUUGAGAGAUACGCUCUGCCGUUGUUGUUGUGUGUGCGCGACCCCAUUGUGUCUGUUUGUUUUAACCGUUCCAUGUAACUCGUCGCCCACGGUUGGAUCAAUCUCGCAGUCGUCGUUGUAACUGUUUCGUUUUCCCAUUAACGCCUUUCCCUCCCUCGUCUGACACUACACUGCGACUUUGCUGUAGGUGCGUUGGUUACUUCCUAUUGAGACCGCGCCCUGGCUUUGUUCUUUUUUUCAUCCGUGACAUUGUUUUUUUUUCUUUGUGUGACGAUUCAAGCUGCAUCGAGAAAAACCCAGUGGACGUGAAUCCCUUAUUGUGUUUUUUUUUUGUGCUGCAAGAUAAAGCUCGCUUGUGCACCGAAGCAUAUACGGACGACACAAUGUGGGCUGGAGGUUCGCUCGACGCGACGUGCCCUCUACGAACUGUGCUUCGGUGAAACGAACCUCGACGACGAAUCGUUUUUCGGCCAUGCAAAGUGUGACGCUGUCAUCAUUAUUUAUUACUUAUACAGGAGGAGUGCCAAGUUUGAAGAGGAACCAAGGAAUAUAUACAACAUACUUUAGGGCAAAGCCCCCCAACUUGUACUUUGUUCUCAGUGGUGCGACGUUUGCGUUGGCUUUACUUUAGGAGAGAAAUCCUGGAGUUGCGCGAAGUCUUUGGGCUUUUGCUCGCAUGAAUGUACAGGCUUCAUAAAUUUGUAUAUGUUGUAAAAGUAGGAAAAGGUAAUGACUAUUGCUCCCCAUAAGUGAAGUAAGAACUUGACUUCUUAUAUCGAAAGCUGAUAAUUGUUUAACUGAUAGCUAUUAGGGACGCACCUGCAAAUUAAACAUAUGCUUUAUGCACAACGAGUGCUACCAUCAGAAGCUAAUGCCUUUCGUGCAAGUGUCAAAUGCCGAAGAAAUUUUCCUUUCCCUCUGUAUUCUUUCUUGAAGAAGUUAGGCUUAUCGGGUGUGAGAAUCUGUAGACUUAACCAUCCUACGAGAUCGUGGAUUUGCUGUCUCUGAAAUCACAACGAGAUCUAGAGCUGGCAAAUCUAGAAGCACUUGUGCCUACUGCGCAGUGAUGUAGGUGUACGAAAAAGGAGAUCAGAAAUCUUUAAUAGCGUGUGCCUGUGGUUAGCUUAAAGUGACUUCAAUGAGGGCCAAAGCUGAGAUAAGGUCACAAACAUUAACAUAUCCAGGAGAUGCAUUUUGGUGAGGUGAUGAAGCACCACCAAAGAGUAUUCACCGUUGAGGAAUCUCAACAGGUGGUAUGUGCUUUUGUCCUGUGCUUGUCUUACCAGGUAUGUAGCUGUUUCACUGCAAUGCAGAGCAAUUUCUUGAAGAAUGCAGUCUUUGUGCACUUUUAUAGAGACAUAGGACUGACAUUCGAUCUACAUACUAGUAACUUUCUUAAACCAUUAACGAUAUGACUGACGAACUUUCCCAAAACAGCGGAUGUCAUAUAGUUUUAUGUCAGCAGAGAUGCAUACAGUCACCACCACUUAGAUUGAAAAACCACGCUCUAGCCAACUGGCAAAUGAGCUCCAUUGCCUAGAUUCAUAAUCUAGCAGGCCCAGGGCAUCAAUGUUUCACCUGGCUUCUUGUGCUAUGUAGGUAUAUGUUAGUUGUGCUAGCUUACGAUUCAUUUUCGUAGAGAUAUUUUCAUGCAUUCUGUUAACUUUGUUUUUUAUCAAGGAGUGCUUGUGUUAUCCAUCACCACAUGCGUCUCCUGUUGACGACAUGAGGCAACCUCCGGAUUUCUUUCCUAAUUACUGCUCUGGAGUGAAGAUCGCAAACAGCACCACUUUUUUUAGCUGUCGUGGGGUCCUACUGCCAUGUACUAUCACAGCGGCCUCUAUUGGCCAAAUUCUUACAUGUACCAACGGAAGCUUACGCGUCUACUUAGAGUGCGGUCAGAGCCAUAGAAGUUGUCCUUGUUUUACGAGUGUGUGCAUGUGCGUGUUUAAUACUGUGUCACUGUGGGGAAAAAAUUGAAGAGCGUGACCAUUGCUGCCUAUAGCAAGUGUUCAGGCCACCUACCUCAAAGAGAGCCGAAAGAUUGCCAUGACACAUUGGCUGAAUUGAAGUACUUUUUUUUGGUAACUUCCAUUCAGCCGCUAAUGCAUAGACAGCCCUACUUUGCUAUUAAAAAGGGGUACAUGCGCUGCUUCAAAGAUAACUUCGUUUUUCACUCAUUUACUCAGCAUGCCGUGCUUAUUGUAAGAUUCUGGGAGCCUAGCACCGUGCGAGUUGUUUCUAGAGGUGGUUAGAUUUUCGUAAGUGUGAAACCUGUUGCCAUGAAGUGUUCUACGUUUUCGCUAUAGUUUUGUGCUACAAUUUUUCGUACGUUGCUUAAUAUAGGGGGCCAAAGUAAGCAUUUAGUUUCUUUCGUUUCUGGUUUGCAGGCAAAGAAGUGUGAUGACGUACACAACUGGACAAUGCUUUUAUGAUUAUGUUACUCUGGCGCUUGGUUGGUGAUAGAUUGUUGGAAGUUUAGUUGAAGCUCGAUACAUGUCUUUAGCGAACCAAGUUUCAUAGUUGUACGUGCAGCUAUGCGUCUAAAUAUGUAAAAAAUCAGCUAUUGUGAUAAUACCUUUGCAACACUCGAUUAAAUAAGACUUUUAAAAAAUUACUGCUGCUACUACCACUGCUGAUGAGCUGUGAUUAAGAAAUCAUCACUUCGCAACCUUCAUCCACGCUGAAGCAGAGAGUAAGAAAUGCAACCUAUAAUUCAAGGGAAAUCAAGUAUCAAGACUGCAUACAUUACUCCUGUGCCUGUUUUGUGUGUAGCACCUUAGAAAUAUUGUAUAAAUGCCCAUUAAGUUGCACUCGCGAUUGAAUAAUGUUUGGGAAGUUUUUCACACUGGGGAGUGUCAUCACUACAUAGUGUUGUAGCUACAGCUGAAUUUAUUGGAACAGUUUGCAGACACUUCUCACAAUUGAAAUGACUAAUUGCUGGCAUGGAACGACUUGCAAGUUACUUAUUGACACUGAAUUAUCUUGCGGCGAUCAGUCAAGAAAACUGACAAACCACCGCGAUCAAGUCACAAGUUUGCUCCGGCAACAUGGCAGUGCAAUUUUGUGUCCAUAACAAGGUUUCCUCGUCAUCAUACUAGCCCUGCAGAUUUUACAAAAAGACCACGGGAAAACAAAGUGCUAUCCAAUUGCGCUGCGAAAAUUCGUUGUCAUGUAAGGCAUGUGCCAUAGUGUCCAUGGCAAAUUUAGCAGCUGUCACUUCAUUGUACUGAUGCUCUUCUAACUUCUUUCGCUACGGCACUCGACCGUGCACCUUGACUAACCUUAUUCAUCUAAGACGACUGAAAGCUCAGUCGAAUGUUAGUUUUUCAAACGUAUGUAGUGACAAAUAUUUCGUGCAGUUGCUAGUCGCCAAAUUCCAGUGCCAUUUCUCAUCUUGAUCCACUGAGGUGAAGUUUGCGGUUUAAUUCUGCUAACGUAAUGAACGCGAUGAAUUGAUGACAUGCAUCUGCUGCUAAGGGGAUUUCAUGCGCACACACACUAUCUGUACUUGCAACCUGCAUGAUUAUUCACAUACGCACAUUUCUCAUGAGCGAUUCAGAUGUGAAAAAUGAGAAGUUUCCACCUCCCCCCCUUCCCCCCUCGAUGUCUUGCAGUUCUGUACACUAAAGUAACCGUACAGCUUGCUCUAACGAAUCAUCGCCCAUAUAUAUCGGUUGCACAGCAUAUACGAUGUCCCUUUGCUGUGGUCGCUGUUUCGUAAUGCAAAAAUAUAUGCAGGUUUAACCCAGACAGCUCCCACCGAGUAUUCGGCAUCGUAAAAACAAAAUUAAAAGUGCUAUGUGUAGCCAAACAUACCCGUCCAGAGUCCGUUGUAGCAGGACGCAUCUCGGCAGCAUGAAGGCAUUUUUGUCAAGAUGUUCUUUCAAUUUUCAUCGCACAAACGCUUGUCUUGUAGACUGCGCACAAGUACGCUUCCCUCCGAUGUACUUUCGCGAGGUCGGGGCUACUGCAGAGCAUUCUAGGUGACUUAUCUGUGCUUUAUAUGUAAUGCAACUUGUAGUAUAUGAUGCGAUCAACUCCUUGUACUGUGAACCGCUAGCCUACUUGACUAAGACUGGUAAAUUGCGCGUAUCAUUUCGUGUAGUGCGCAAUGUUGCUUGUUGCUUCACUGUGCAUACCACCUCCCAAAAAUGGCUUCCGCUACUACUAGGGGAAUCGUGUCAUUCAUUCUAAAAGCAUUUGUUAGUCUUUCUUUAUUGUUGCAUUUGAGUGAAAAAUGUUGUCAGUAGUUCCUGCAGCUAAGAGUUGAUAGCUUGCGCGUGACGUCAUGGACGUAGGUUCUUAACGUACUGGUGCCCCAACAUGGCGGCUUAGAUGACGUCAAAGCGGUGUGAUUACGUCGCGAUUAACCUGCAUCAGUGUGUUAACGACGCCGCUGGAAGGAUUAUAUUGACUUCUAUUAAUAACGAAAAAACGAGCGUGCGAUGUACGGCUAAUACUAAAGUGGCAUCACGUACUUUGCGUCUUGCCAUGUUGGUGCUCGAACGCGGCCACUUCAUUGACGUCUAUGCAAUCAAUCUAUAUAAUGUCAAGCAUGCUUCGUUUCGAAUGCUGGAGCGGGUCUUGUGAAUCGCAGUGAAGCGCUUGCUGCCAGAAGGUUCUUCACUGCGCACGUGAGAAUGUUUUCACUGCUCAGAAAACAAGGUGUUACUACCAAUGAUAGCGAUAUAAAUUACAAUGGUAGGCUGUGCGUGCCUGAGAGAAGUUGUACCGUUAUAAUGUCGUUGGCUUGCCCGUUUCCCGCGCUUUCUUCAGUUCUCCUCAACCGUUAGCUUCUCGUGCCCGGUGUUACGCGUUGUGUUUUUCCUCGUGUCAUGUGCGUAGUGAAACCUUCGCGUGUUUCUAUUAUGGUGAUUACUAUUAUAAUUAUUAUUGUAAUUACAUUUUUUUUUUCUGAGGAGAGGAUGCUUUUGGUCCUCUUCUGUACUGCCAUGCGUUUUGGCCGCACUGCCUGUAAAUAAACAUGAUGCACAUCACCACACUGCA
Molecule: messenger RNA, 12004 nt
Organism: Rhipicephalus sanguineus (brown dog tick)
Lineage: Eukaryota; Metazoa; Arthropoda; Arachnida; Ixodida; Ixodidae
Gene: AdamTS-A
Product: A disintegrin and metalloproteinase with thrombospondin motifs 9
Exons: 38
Coding region: 505-6528 (2007 amino acids)
Biological process (GO): proteolysis; extracellular matrix organization
Cellular component (GO): extracellular matrix
Molecular function (GO): metalloendopeptidase activity; zinc ion binding
Source: RefSeq, a predicted model, not a curated record